Messenger RNA from Ilex paraguariensis (yerba mate), 2397 nucleotides. The record is from the annotation of a GenBank genome assembly. NCBI's taxonomy places the organism in Eukaryota, Viridiplantae, Streptophyta, Magnoliopsida, Aquifoliales, Aquifoliaceae.
AUUUCUCUUUGCCGACAUAUACCCACCACCGUUUAACGCGGUUGAAUUUUCCUGCAAAGCCGUUAUGUGUGGAUCAAAUGGGUCGUUGAAAGCAAGACUGGCCAAGCAUAAAUGCACUUUUAUUGCGCUGUUGAUAAUGAAAAUUGAAUGUUCCUCAUCUGUUAUAUCUCUCAUGUCAAAACACAGAUUCUUGGGUUCUUUUUGUUUUUCUGUUUUGUUUUCUCAGUGUAGUUCUUACUCCAAUAAAGAAUGUUAGAUCACAAAUGCUACAUAAAGAUCGGUGAUGCAUUUUAAAUUUUAACUUUGUUUUCUAUUUUGGGUUUUUUAAAUGGUGUGAUGGCAAUGAAUAUAUGAGGGGCUUUUCGUUUUUUCUCUUCUCUUCUCUUCUCUUCCCUUUGGAGUAUAUUUGUGGGUAAGUUCUGGGAACAAUUUCUGGGAUCUGAAAAUUGUUAAAGAUGGGUAUAGUGAGCACUGUAAUGGGUUUCUUUGGAUUUGGAAUAGGAAUUACAAUUGGGCUUGUGAUUGGGUAUUACCUGUUCAUCUACUUCCAACCAACUGACGUCGAGGAUCCGAUUAUCCAUCCUUUAGUUGAACAAGAUGCUGAAACUGUGCAACGAUUGCUUCCAGAAAUACCUCUAUGGGUGAAAAAUCCAGACUAUGAUCGUGUUGAUUGGCUUAACAAAUUCAUUGAAAAUAUGUGGCCUUAUUUGGACAAGGCAAUUUGCAAGACUGCGAAGACCAUAGCGAAGCCCAUUAUAGCUGAACAAAUUCCAAAAUACAAAAUUGAGUCAAUUGAGUUUGAAGCGCUCACCUUGGGCUGCCUCCCACCUACUUUUCAAGGAAUGAAAGUCUAUACAACUGAGGAGAAGGAGUUGAUCAUGGAACCAGUGUUGAGGUGGGCCGGUAAUCCUAACAUCAUUGUAGCAGUCAAGGCAUUUGGGUUGAAAGCCACUGUACAGGUGGUUGAUUUGCAAGUAUUUGGUUGUCCGCGCAUCACCUUGAAGCCCCUGGUUCCAAGCUUCCCUUGUUUUGCCAAAAUAUUAGUUUCUCUCAUGGAGAGGCCUCAUGUUGACUUUGGACUAAAACUGCUAGGGGCAGAUGCUAUGUCCAUUCCUGGCCUAUAUAGAUUUGUCCAGGAGCUUAUCAAAGAUCAAGUUGCAAACAUGUAUCUAUGGCCAAAGGUGCUUGAGGUCCCAAUUAUGGAUCCUGCAAAAGCCAUGAAGAGACCUGUUGGGAUUCUGAGUGUGAAGGUUCUUAGGGCAAUAAAGCUCAAAAAGAAAGAUCUUUUGGGGGCUUCAGACCCUUACGUGAAACUUAAACUUACUGAGGACAAACUUCUGUCAAAGAAAACAACUGUGAAACGCAAAAACUUGAACCCAGAAUGGAAUGAGGAAUUUAAUUUUGUUGUUAAGGAUCCAGAAUCUCAAGCUUUAGAAGCUGUAGUGUAUGACUGGGAACACGUGGGCAAGCAUGAUAAGAUGGGCCUAAAUGCCAUACCACUGAAAGAACUCACUCCUGAUGAGCCGAAAGUUAUGACUCUCGAUCUUCUGAAAACCAUGGACCCAAAUGAUGUUCAAAAUGAGAAGUCACGUGGGCAGCUUGUUAUUGAAGCGAUAUACAAACCUUUCGCGGAUGAUGAGAUUCCAAAAGAUGCUGAAGAUUCAAAUGCGAUACAAAAGGCUCCUGAAGGAACACCUGAGGGUGGUGGUUUGCUAGUAGUCAUUGUCCAUGAAGCUCAAGAUCUGGAAGGAAAGCACCACACAAAUCCAUCUGUGCGUCUACUUUUCAGGGGGGAGGAGAGAAAAACUAAGUCUGUGAAGAAAAAUAGGGAUCCAAGAUGGGCAGAGGAGUUUCAGUUCAUGCUGGAGGAGCCACCCACUAAUGACAGGCUUCAUGUGGAAGUUGUUAGCAUUUCAUCAAGGAUGGGUCUACUGCAUCCCAAGGAAAUUCUGGGUUAUGUUGAUAUAAAUCUCUCAGAUGUUGUUAGCAACAAAAGGAUCAAUGAGAGAUUCCACCUCAUCGACUCGAAGAAUGGACGGAUUCAGAUUGAGCUGCAAUGGAGAACUGCAUCUUGAGGAUGGAUACUGCACUACUGCUGUCCUGGUAACUAUUGUUUUUGUUAAUAAUUUCCUGUUGAAGGCAUUCCACCGAGUUUUUUUCAGUUUCCUACAUAAAUCCUGUAGUUUUCUAUGUAUUCAUGGUAGAUUUUAUAUGCAAUCAGACUCGACCUACCAGUAAGUAACUCAAAAAAGAAAAUUGAAGUUAUUUCUGUAUAUUGUUGGACUGUCCUUUUAGUUGUACAUAUUGCAAGCACUAUAAAAAUAAAAUAAAAUUGCUAUUUACGUCUUUUUGAACUUUUGUUCCUCUCACCACCGGAAUUAGUGGUCUAGUGGUAAA